UACCAGACAGCAAUUAAAACAUGUGAACGAGCUGAGAAUCUUUAAAACAAAGAAAAUUCGCGAAACUCGUUUUCUCCACCGUGGGCUGACAUCUUGAAUUUAAAACGAGGCUCUGCACAUGCGCAUAGGUAGGACCGCCAUUUUCAACAGAUCUAAAGUUUUGCUAUGCUGCGUGUCUGUUUUGAUUUUUAAGUCGUGGUAUUGUGUACAAAUUUUCAACUGACGUGUGCAUUUAUUAACAGAUAGGAAGUCAGGAAUUGAUUCAAGAUGGCCACAGUACUUGAGGAUCCAACACUAGAAAGGAUGUUCAAAGGACACCGUGAUACCGUGACGAGUGUGGAUUUCAAUCCUAAUAUGAAACAGCUCGCUUCCGGAGCGAUGGAUUCAAACUUAAUGGUCUGGAAUUUCAAACCACAAAUGAGAGCAUAUCGUUUUGUAGGACAUAAGGAUGCUAUCAUGGGAGUACAUUUUUCACCAUCGGGUCACUUAGUGGCAUCAGCGUCAAGAGAUAAAACUGUCAGAUUGUGGAUACCCAGUGUAAAAGGAGAAAGUACUGUUUUUAAAGCACACACUGCAACUGUUAGGAGUGUAGAGUUCUCACCUGAUGGUCAGCAUUUAGUGACAGCAUCAGAUGAUAAAACUGUUAAGAUAUGGGCCGUGCAUCGACAAAGGUUUCAGUUCUCAUUAAGUCAACAUCAGAAUUGGGUACGUUGUGCUAAAUGGUCUCCAGAUGGUCGUCUUAUUGUGUCUGGUAGUGAUGAUAAAACAGUCAGAAUAUGGGACAGGACAAGUAAAGAAUGUGUACACACCUUUUUUGAACAUGGAGGGUUUGUAAAUUUUGUUGCAUUCCAUCCAAGUGGCACAUGCAUAGCUGCUGCUGGUACAGAUAGCACAGUUAAAGUGUGGGAUAUUAGAAUGAAUAAAUUAUUACAACAUUAUCAAGCACACACCAGUGCGGUGAACAGCCUAUCAUUUCAUCCGAGUGGCAAUUACCUCAUCACAGCAUCUAAUGAUUCUACUUUAAAAAUAUUGGAUUUAUUAGAAGGAAGAUUAUUUUACACCCUCCAUGGCCAUCAGGGCCCUGCUACAGCUGUGGCAUUUUCGAGGUCAGGGGAAUAUUUUGCCUCCGGAGGUUCAGAUGAGCAGGUAAUGGCAUGGAAGACUAAUUUCGACCAGAUAGAUUACAAUGAGGUUCUACAAUCACACAGAGUACGUACCUUAGAAGAACCAAGACCACACAUUCACGAUAUCCAUCCAAGAUCACCGCAUUCUAAACAUGCUACUAGAGGCGGUGCACCAAAGAUUGAUGCAAGGGCAGAACCUCGUAACAUGGGGGCGCCAUCUCCUAAUGUUACUAAUGUAGGUCCAGCACUAUUUGUUCAGCCAAGGGUGAACGAUACCACUGGCACAGGGUUACAUGACCUUGAGAUGACCUCUGCUGAUAUUGACAAACGAGCUAUGUCAAAUGGUUUAACCCAUGCCCCUCAUGCGGAGCCAUCUAUGACCACCCCUCUCGAAGAAAGGAACAUGCCAACACAGCUUUCAAAGACAUUAGAACAGAUAAUCGGGCAGUUGGAUGUUAUUACGCAGACUGUAUCUAUUCUGGAUCAGAGGUUGACAAUGACGGAGAACAAACUGAGAGAAUGCCUUGACAAUCAACAGAAAAUAACGUUGCAAGUUCGGCCUAAUGAGUAAGACUAAGUCAUAGAUUGCACAUAAGAAAAAAAGAGAGAGAGAAAACUGCCAUGAUCUCUUCUCAAACAAAUGCCAUUAAGAUGUUCUUUUUGUACAUAUAUUUAUAGCUAGGUGACUAAAACUGUUGAGCACCUCAAUUUCUUUUGAUACUUUCAAGUGUGGAGCAAGGACAACUUUCAACAAUGUUAACUGGUAGUGAUCAAAAUAGUUGAUGGAUUCCCAUGGAAACAGGCAAAUUAAAUUACAUUUGUG
This is a messenger RNA of Saccoglossus kowalevskii, 1947 nucleotides long. RefSeq lists its product as uncharacterized. Gene Ontology annotation, cellular component: ciliary basal body; centriole. Gene Ontology annotation, molecular function: protein binding. NCBI's taxonomy places the organism in Eukaryota, Metazoa, Hemichordata, Enteropneusta, Harrimaniidae. Gene Ontology annotation, biological process: cilium assembly. The record is from RefSeq and is a predicted model, not a curated record.